This is a messenger RNA of Etheostoma cragini (Arkansas darter), 2376 nucleotides long. RefSeq names its product solute carrier family 43 member 2b (gene slc43a2b). The coding region runs from base 302 to 2101 and encodes 599 amino acids. Gene Ontology annotation, molecular function: L-amino acid transmembrane transporter activity; neutral L-amino acid transmembrane transporter activity. Lineage: Eukaryota; Metazoa; Chordata; Actinopteri; Perciformes; Percidae. Gene Ontology annotation, biological process: neutral amino acid transport; transmembrane transport. The record is from RefSeq and is a predicted model, not a curated record. The transcript is spliced from 15 exons.
CUGAGGUGCAGACAUCAGACAUGCAAUGGUCAAUAGGGGACGCCAUGUGAGACCGCCUGCCUGAGUAGCAUAUAUAAACGUGGCUUUUCACAGCUUUUCAUUUGCUUGAAGCCGGAUGGUGCUGCUUACAGCCAGGACAGACAAGUGAUCAGUGAUCCUUCAACCUGAGCGUCAGUCAGGGAGGCUCUCUGCGCUUUUCUUUCCUCUUCAUUGGUCUCUCUUUCUUUCUCUCUCUCUCACCUCUACAGUUCUUUCCUCUGGUUCUUUGCCCCUCUCUGCCUGUAUCUUCUCUCCCUCAACCAUGCCUCCGACCCUGGCCACAGCGUUCGCCAGGCGCUGGUGGAUGGCAGUGACUUCCAUCAUUGAAAAUCUGCUGUUUUCCGCCGUGCUUUUGGGAUGGGGAUCGCUCCUCAUCAUGCUCAAGUCAGAAGGCUUCUACUCUUACCUUUGCAACGAGGAGGGCAACAGUUCCAGCUACAAUCUGUCCCAACUCAUGGCAACGCCAAAACCUGAUGACUAUGCAGACUACUAUGAAAAUGAGGGUGGCAUGGUUGGUCUGGGAGACGGAGUGGAGAUGAGGCCCCUGAUUCCUAUGGAUGGGUCCCUGAGGAUGAAUGGCUGGCUGAUUUGUAAAGAACAGGAUGAGAUGCUGAAUCUGGCAUUCACAGUGGGCUCCUUCCUGCUCUCGGCCAUCACCCUGCCACUGGGGAUUAUCAUGGAUAAAUAUGGGCCUCGCAAGCUACGACUGCUGGGAAGCACGUGUUUUGGAUUGUCCUGUCUACUCAUUGCCUAUGGAGCCUACAAACCAAAUGAACUCUCUGUCCUUAUCUUCAUUGCACUGACUUUUAAUGGCUUCGGGGGCAUGUGCAUGACCUUCACAUCUCUCACACUCCCUAACAUGUUUGGAGACCUCCGUUCCACUUUCAUCGCCCUAAUGAUUGGCUCCUAUGCCUCCUCUGCUGUCACCUUCCCUGGUGUCAAGGUGAUCUAUGACCUUGACGUAUCUUUCAUCACUAUCCUGGUGGUGUGGGCUGCCUGUGCGGGACUGGUCUUCUUAAACUGCUUCUUCAACUGGCCACUGGAGCCGUUCCCAGGACCAGACGACAUGGACUACAGUAUAAAGAUCAAGUUCAGCUGGCUGGGAUUUGACCAUAAAAUCACAGGAAAGCAGUUCUACCAACAAGUGACCACAGUAGGCCGUCGUCUCAGUGUGAGCAACAACCUCAAGCAGAUGGAGCUCGCCACCAAUGACGGAAACAAGUUCUGCCUCUCCACAAUGGACCUGGAAAUGGAGUGCAAGCCAAAUGACGAGUCCCAGUCAUUCUUCAAAACCAUCAUCAGCCCGAUCUUCAUGCUCAGUCUGUUGACCAUGUCUAUCACUCAGCUGCGUCUCUUGUUCUACAUGGGAGCCAUGAACAGCGUCCUGGAGUCGCUCAGUGAUGGAGACCUCAACAAAGUGGAGAGAAUGGAAGUCGUGAGUCUUUACUCCUCCAUCUUCGGCAUGCUGCAGCUGCUUUGCCUGAUGACCACUCCUGUGAUUGGUCAGAUCAUGGACUGGAAGCUGAAGGACUGUGAUGACGGAGACGAGAAAAAGGAGCCCUGCAGCGAGGUUGAGAUAAAGAAAAAGCCCAGAGACAAAAAGACCCAGAAGGUGACAAAUGCCUUGCGAGCAUUCGUCCUCACAAACGUCCUUUUAGUGGGAUUCGGGAUCACCUGUCUAGUGCCAAAUCUCCCCGUGCAGAUUGUGUCAUUUGUCUUACACACUGUGGUGAGAGGAUUCAUUCACUCUGCUGUUGGCGGCCUAUAUGCUGCUGUGUAUCCCUCCUCCCAGUUUGGCAGUCUAACAGGCAUGCAGUCUCUGGUCAGUGCUGUGUUUGCUCUGCUGCAGCAACCCCUGUUUCUGGCUAUGAUGGGACCCCUACAGGGAGACCCAUUCUGGGUUAAUAUUGGACUCUUAGUACUCAGUAUGCUGGGCUUCUUGUUGCCUCUCUACCUGAUCUGCUACAGGCGGAUGCUCUACAGACAGCAAAAGCAGAGGGAGGACAACGCUAAGAUCUACUUCAAAAUCAAUUGCUCUGACAUUCCUGAGGCCUAUGUCUAAAGAAACAUAUAUGAAGAGAAAUGGAUAGAAGAGGAUGAAGAAAGUUUUUUUUACUGAGAGACAGUAAUAUGUGUGUAACGCAUAGGCAUAGGCAUUUUGCAUAGGCAUGCAAAAUGAAAACUGAAAUCGUAACUAUUUAGAAUAUACCAUUUAAACUGUGAAAUUGGUACACACACAAACUCCAAAAUCCCACCAAGAUAAACUGCUGAUGCUGCCGUUGUCACAGAAGCAAGUCAGUUUGACAGUCGCUGAGGCGAGAAGUGAAACAUGGAGGG